Messenger RNA from Sporisorium graminicola, 516 nucleotides. RefSeq lists its product as uncharacterized. Bases 1 to 516 code for a protein of 171 amino acids. The record is from RefSeq and is a predicted model, not a curated record. Gene Ontology annotation, cellular component: cytoplasm. The transcript has a single exon. Lineage: Eukaryota; Fungi; Basidiomycota; Ustilaginomycetes; Ustilaginales; Ustilaginaceae.
AUGUCACAUCUGCUCAACUCAGAGACGGGCGGUGCUGCACAUGUCAGUUCGUUCCAAGGCGAUUUGAGCGGAGCAGACGAAACCAUUCUUGCCGUCGAUCGCGGCGGUCUGGCUUCCAAUCUCGGCAGUGGCAGUGGCCUCGGAUCAUCGCCUCUCAAUCCCAACAGCAACAUGGGUGGUACCGACAGCUGGGGCGCAGCCGGAUCGAAACGCACUCGCGAAGAGGCCGAGACGGACGAAGCUGAGAUGGCCAGUUCGGUGUCUUCGCUGAUGAGCGCUGACGAUGCCAACUCGGACAUGAUGCUCUCUGCCUCGCAGGUGUUGCAGCAUCGGAACAAGAAGGCAGCAGCGAGGAGUUUGCCGCAGGUGCACGUGAGGGAGGAUGAGGGUAGACCAGGCGCAUUGUACGUCGAGCGUACGCGACUGUUCAGAGAGCUCAUCGAGUAUUUCAACCCGGAGCUGGUGGAGCCGCGCGCCGAGUUGGGAGGAUGCAUCGAGGUCGCGCUAGGUGGGUAG